AUGGUAUAUUUUCUAGGGAUGGAGACUUUGUACUCAAAGAAGGGUAUCAUUCUACAUCAGCUGAAGUAUGAACUUGAACUUCUGAAGAGAUUUAAGCUGCAGAAUUGUAAAAUUGUUGUUACACCAUCAAAAGCCAAUCAUAAAUUGGAUUCUGACUUUGAUGGUGAUUAUGUGGAUGCUACAACCUUCAAACAAUUGGUUGGUUCUCUAAGGUAUUUGUGUUAUACCAGAUCUGUUAUUUGUUAUGUCGUUGGAAUGGUCAGCAGAUUCAUGAGUAAACCAAAGUGGUCCCAUUACCAAGCUAUUGUCAGGAUUCUAAGGUAUAUUAAGGGAACGCUGAAGUAUGAAGUGUUAUUUCCUUCUAGAAAGAAAACAGAUUCAGAGUUGGUGAGUUACUCUGAUUCUGACUGGUGUGGAGAUAGAGUUGAUAGAAAAAGUACUUCUAGAUACUUGUUUAAGUUUCUGGGUGGUCCUAUUUCUUGUAGUUCUAAGAAGCAGCCUGUUGUGGCUCUGUCAACAUGUGAAGCUGGGUACAUUGCAGGCGCGGUAGCUGCAUGUCAAGCUGUUUGGCUUCUGAACCUAUUAGAAGAUCUGAAGGUUAAGAUAGAUAAACCUCUGAAGUUGAUGAUUGAUAACAAGUAUGAUUUGAUGAAUAGCAUACAUAUACGAAUCUCAACCUUAAAAUUUGGAUAUCGGAUCUAA
Molecule: messenger RNA, 702 nt
Organism: Vicia villosa (hairy vetch)
Lineage: Eukaryota; Viridiplantae; Streptophyta; Magnoliopsida; Fabales; Fabaceae
Product: secreted RxLR effector protein 161-like
Exons: 2
Coding region: 1-702 (233 amino acids)
Source: RefSeq, a predicted model, not a curated record